AUGGCAGAACUUUUUAUAAAUCAAAUUAACAAGCAAGCAGAGGAAUAGGGAUAAUUGGAAGAAUUAGAUAUAUCUGAAAUUAGAAUAGAGUAACUUACGCCAGAGAUUACAGAAAAUUUGAAAAAGCAUCCAAAAUUAUAAAGCCUUGCAAUUACAGGUUGUGGACUCAAAACAUUAGAAGGCUUACCAAAGAUGGAUUCAUUGGAGGUAUUAAUUUUGGAGGGCAACAGUCUAGACUUCAAAGCAUUAAAUUAUAUUAGUGAGAAUUUUAAAAAAUUAGUCUGCUUAUCUUUAGCGGAUAACCAAAUCAAAUCAUUUGAAGAAUUGCGUGUACUUUCAAACCUACCUUAAUUAUAACAAUUGGAUUUAUCUGACAAUAAAGUAGAAUAGCAAACAGGAUAUCAUUAAAAAAUCUUUUAAAUGUUACCUAAUUUAUAAGUAUUGGACAAUAAAAAUCAAGAGGGAGAAGAAAUUGAAUACUCUGAUGAAGAGGGAGGAGAUCAAGAUGGUAUAGGAAGUGAUUCUGAGUUUAAUGAAAAUGAGGAAGAUGAUGAUGAGGAAAGUGAGGAUGAAUCUCCAAAACCAUAAAAGAAAACAAAAAAAUGAUUUUAAUCUAUAGAUAUCCAAUAAUUAAUUUGAAUUAUCUAAUA
Messenger RNA from Paramecium tetraurelia, 650 nucleotides. RefSeq lists its product as uncharacterized. The transcript is spliced from 3 exons. NCBI's taxonomy places the organism in Eukaryota, Ciliophora, Oligohymenophorea, Peniculida, Parameciidae. The record is from RefSeq and is a predicted model, not a curated record. Gene Ontology annotation, cellular component: nucleus. Gene Ontology annotation, molecular function: histone binding.